CUUUGCAUAGCCCCAUCCUGGAAGAAGCUCUGUGAUGUGUGGAUCGUGAGUUUGCUCAAGCAAAUUGGACUCUUUACAAGGAAUCGCUAGAUUUGAAGACUAGGAUGGAAGAGCCAGCACCAGUGGAAGGCCAGGGCCAGCUCCCAAGCCCCCACCAGGGCUCUCUGAGGAAAGCCAUGGCAGCUGCCCUGGCCCUUGAUGGGGAAUCCACACUGGGUCGCAGGAAAAAGAAGAAAGAGUCCUGCCCAGAAUCUAUUAUCAUCUACCGGUCAGAGAGUGAGAAACUGGAUGAGGAGCCUGGGGAAUUAGAAGGUGGAGAUCAGCCUAAAGAGGAGGAGGGAGAUGAUUUCCUAGACUAUCCUGUGGAUGAUGGUAUGUGGAACAUGCCUGUGGACAGCUGCUAUGUCACAUUAACUGGGACCAUCACCCGAGGGAAGAAAAAGGGGCAGAUGGUGGAUAUCCAUGUCAUGUUGACAGAGAAGGAGCUGCAGGAACUCACCAAGCCUAAAGUGUCUUCAAGGGAAAUGGCAUCUGAAGGCAGAAAGGCCUGCCAGCUGGGAGCAGACCGUGGGCCCCACGUGGUCCUCUGGAUGCUGGUCUGCCUGCCUGUGGUUUUCAUCCUCUCCUUUGUGGUCUCUUUCUACUAUGGCACCAUCACCUGGUAUAAUAUCUUUCUUGUGUACAAUGAGGAGAGGACCUUCUGGCACAAGAUCUCAUGUUGCCCCUGCCUCAUUCUCCUCUAUCCAUUGCUCAUCAUGGCCAUGGCCUCUUCCCUGGGCCUCUAUGCUGCCGUGGUCCAGCUCUCAUGGUCCUGGGGAGCAUGGUGGCAAGCUGCCCGGGACAUGGAGAAAGGCUUCUGUGGCUGGCUAUGCAGCAAGCUGGGUCUGGAAGACUGUUCUCCCUACAGCAUUGUGGAGCUGCUUGAAUCUGACAAUAUCUCAGGCAAUCUGUCCAACAAGGAUGCCACCCAGGAGGUAAAAACAUCCACUGUCUAAACUCCCAAAAACUUACUUGAUUCUCUGGUCUCAGUAGCCUGUAUAUCAUCUUCCAAUUUCAGAAUAUUCCUUCUUUAAAUUAUUCCUCCCCCGCCUUCCCCCGUACACAGUUCUUCUGGAAAAUUUUAGCCCACACUGAUCUGUUCUACCAUCUUGUUGGUUUCCAGGAGGGCAGAAAACAGAAAAGCAAUCUGUGCCCAGAUAGUCCAUCCAGUGGAUAAACUCUUCUUCAUUCCUUGACCUAAGAUGACCAUUUUUCUGAGACAAGGGAGCUCAGGUGUGUGUCAGUUCAGGAGCUUGGAGGUGUUCCUGGUGCCUGGAACCCAGGGGAGAUGUGACUAAAUGUGACAGGGAGAAUAAGGAGGCUCACGGGAGACCCAAGUCCACCAAUAAGGUAAUAGAUAGGGAUGGAGUGAAAUAUUUAAGAAGCAGGCUGCAACAGUGUAGCAGAAUGUAAAGAUAUGUGUGUAUCACUUAGAUUUUGAUUUAUAUAUUAAAUAUAAUUAAAAUCCAAAUAUCAGUAGUUUAAACAAGAUAGAGGUCUGUUUCUUUCCUGUAUAGAAGAAGUCUGGAGGCAGACCAUCAGGGAAAUUGAUGAAGUCAUCAGAAUCCCAGGCUUUUUUUAUUCACCAACCCUCACUGCCUUUAUCCUCAACACCCAGUGCUGACUACAUCUCCAGUCAUCACAUCCCUGUUUCGGAUAGAACAGAGGA
Molecule: messenger RNA, 1708 nt
Organism: Aethalodelphis obliquidens (Pacific white-sided dolphin)
Lineage: Eukaryota; Metazoa; Chordata; Mammalia; Artiodactyla; Delphinidae
Product: transmembrane protein 169-like
Exons: 2
Coding region: 105-995 (296 amino acids)
Source: RefSeq, a predicted model, not a curated record